Molecule: messenger RNA, 2499 nt
Organism: Aspergillus versicolor CBS 583.65
Lineage: Eukaryota; Fungi; Ascomycota; Eurotiomycetes; Eurotiales; Aspergillaceae
Product: putative lipoxygenase
Exons: 3
Coding region: 27-2270 (747 amino acids)
Biological process (GO): lipid oxidation
Molecular function (GO): metal ion binding; oxidoreductase activity, acting on single donors with incorporation of molecular oxygen, incorporation of two atoms of oxygen
Source: RefSeq, a predicted model, not a curated record
CAAAUCUACUGAUUGAUUGACUAGCCAUGGGUGAAAACUUUGGCGUUUCAGGUCCAGGCUUCGUGCCUGGGGCCCCUCCGCUCAACAGCAUCGACACUGGCGUGUUUAUCAAUGAAUUGACGAACCUCGGACUCUUGCCCGACAAGCAUGAGAUAGUUCCUUUCUCCCUGGGGCCCGAGACCACAGCAGGGGGCAAAACCACCGAGCAGGCUCCUGUGCCCGAUACAUCUCAGGAAGUAACAUACCGGGGUACCCAGCUGGCGCUGCUGAAGACCUAUGAAAUCAUCGAGCACCGCCACCACUCCUUCAUGGAGGUAAUGGAGUUCGAUUCUUCGCUUCCCCCGAAUCGGCCUGCGGAGGAGAAGCGCAAGCAUUACUUAUUCACCCGCGACGACGACGUUUUCCCACCCCACUUGAAGCUUGUCGGUAGAGACGACGAGGCAUCAAAGGAUCAGAGACUAGACCUCCCGCUAGAUAAUAUUUUUGAUAGCAUGCGUCUGACCCAGGCGGGGGCCCUGAUGCGUGGCUUUCUCGUGUGGUACAAACGGUGGGCGGCCUCAGAGAUUGCCAGAUGGCACCUUGGGGAACUGGGCACACCGGAUGAAGGGAAGACACUCAAAGAAGUGGAAGAUUAUAACAAAAAAAGGCUCGAGAUAUCAAAAGACUUUAAGGGAAGAGAACAAGACAAGCCAAAGAAUGAUAUAUUCGAUAAACCCAAUGUGGGAGAGUUGGAGGACUGGUACAGCGAUGCCGCGUUCGCCCAGCAGCAGCUCACAGGGGUCAACCCAACAACUAUCAAGCAAGCUUCAGAUGAAUGGCUUGACCAUUUUAUUCAGGCCUCAAACGACCACGAGGAUCACGCUAUUACUGAUAUCAUAAAGGAUCUCAAAAACAGCUCCCGAGAGUCCCUAUACAUGCAGGAUUAUAGCUACUUCCGCAAAGCUGCCGGAAUGGACCCCGCAGGUGACAUCAAACAGUACUGGAAAGAUGGCGUUUGGCCGUGGAGCAAAUAUGGCUAUCGGUAUAACUGCGCAUCAGUGUGUCUUUACUAUCUCAACGAGACAGGCCAGCUAUACCCGUUGGCUAUUGUGAUCGACUGGCGAGAUAGCGCCAGGGACUCUGUGACAAUCUUCAACAGGACAAUGUUCAAGUCGAAGGACCUCAGAACGGGAGCCGACAUUCGGGAGAAGGAACAUCAGCUCGAGGAGGAGAAAAAGGACUGGCCUUGGAGAUACGCCAAAACCUGCGUCCAGAGUAGUGACUGGUUCCAGCAUGAAGUCACGGCCCACCUUACCAAUACUCACUUUAUUGAAGAGGCCAUCAUCGUUGCCUCUAACCGACAAUUCGACGAUGAACAUGCGGUAUUGCAGUUGCUCAGGCCACACUGGCGCAAGACCCUGGCUCUGAAUCAGGCUGCCCGAUCAACCCUUGUGCCCCAUGUUGUUCUUGAUCUAGUUGGGUUCUCAGACAAACAGGCGAGCAAAUUCAUCUGGGAUGCGUACACCAAAUUCGACUUCAAGGAGAACUAUGUUCCAACAGAGCUCAAGAACCGUGGAUUCCCUCCAGAGAAACUCGGUGAUGGAAAGUUUCACAACUAUGCGUACGCUAAGUGCAUCAACAGCAUGUGGUGGAAGAUCAGGAAGUUCGUCAAGGGCAUUCUCGCUGCUAUAUACGGUGGGCCUGGUGCCGACGACAAAAUCAAGGCAGACAAGCAGAUUCAGGCCUGGGUUGAAGAGCUGCAAAAUCCAAAUGGUGCCAAUCUGAAGACAUUCCCCGAGAUCAAAACAUUCGAUGAACUGGUUGACUGUGUGACCAUGUGUAUCCAUAUCGCGUCACCUCAGCAUACUGCCGUCAAUUAUCUACAGAACUACUACCUGUCCUUUGUGGUCAACAAGCCACCGUGUCUUUUCGAAGAGCCUCCGAAAACUCUGGAGGAACUGCUGCGUUAUACCGAGCAAGACCUGGUCAAGGCGUUGCCUAUGAACCAACCUGCUGAAUGGCUUCUCGCUUCCCAUAUCCCAUACCUGCUCAACAAGAACCCGGACAACGAUGAAACCUUGCGUCACUACGCCCAAUCUGCGGCCGGCCUUUUUCGCACUAAACAAGGGGAAUCGGAUCAAGCCAUUGCAAAAGCUGCAACUGACUUCCUCACUCAGCUUGAUCAGAGCAAAGAGGAAUUUGAAAACUACGCAAAGGAGGUGGAUAGCUGGGAGAACCUCAAGUACCAAGUGCUGUAUCCUGAAAGCAACGCCGUGUCAAUUUUGAUUUAGAUCCAUGGCGUAAUCAUUUCUUUAACGCUGGUUACAUGCUAUAUCUAAUCUGGAUUUGGAUGGAAAGAUCACUCCAUGUACUUGAUAAUGUUUAGUUAAUGUCUAAUAAUUUUAGUUUUUGAUUUUGUAUAUUCUUUGCUUAAUCUCAGAGUUCCUCAGUCGGUGUGAUUGGAGCCCUCCUCCCUUGAAUCUUGUUGUUCUUCGCCUAAACCCUAACUCGCCCAUGCGG